Stereum hirsutum FP-91666 SS1 is the source of this 1314-nucleotide messenger RNA. Its product is annotated as phosphatidylserine decarboxylase. Gene Ontology annotation, biological process: phosphatidylethanolamine biosynthetic process. NCBI's taxonomy places the organism in Eukaryota, Fungi, Basidiomycota, Agaricomycetes, Russulales, Stereaceae. Gene Ontology annotation, cellular component: mitochondrion. The transcript is spliced from 2 exons. The record is from RefSeq and is a predicted model, not a curated record. The coding region runs from base 1 to 1314 and encodes 437 amino acids. Gene Ontology annotation, molecular function: phosphatidylserine decarboxylase activity.
AUGCCAUCAGCAGACUUGUACCCUCAGACCUCUACCGUCCAUUACGAGGGAUGGCUGCCUCACAGUAAAAAUACUUAUGAGAAAUUCUUCCACCAUCUGAACAAGAAAGCUGCUGCGCGUCGCAAGGCAGGGUCCGCUCAUAUUCGGGCGGUGGACGAUUUCGAAAAUGCCAUCAACGCCGAACCCGAGAUGGUCGAACUGUUCCAGCAGAUCUUUCUCCAGGCCGCUCCUCAGAACCAUAUCGACGACUUCGAAUCCCUGCUCCAUUGCCUCGACACAAUUCUUGUCCAACCCCCCAGCUUCAUCGAUAACGACAUUGGGCAGCCUAUCGGGGUCCCUGUCUACAUUGUCUUUGACCUGCUGAGCAAUACCGCCGCAGCUUACGAGCUCUUUCGAAAGCCCGAAUUCAACACCGCCUGCAAGGAUCUACUCGAUAGUUGGGGCACAUUUCUUAAGUCCUCCGACUCAAACACUACGCUUACCGACCAGGAAGGGGGCUGGUUCAGCAUCGAUGGCCUAAAGAGGCUGGAGGACAAGGGUCGCGGCGACUUCAACUCGACAUACGUAUGCCCAAAACCGAACCAAGUCGAUCGUGGAUACAAGUCCUGGAACGAUUUCUUCACUCGCGAGCUCCAGGAUGACGUCCGCCCCAUCCUCUCCGACGGGAACCCGGACAAUAUCUUCAGCGCAUGCGAGUCCGCGGUGCUUCGCCUCGACCGUAAAGUCAAAGCCCACGAUCAGUUUUGGCUCAAGUCCCAGAAGUACUCUCUCUACGAUAUGCUCAAUCGUGAUGAAAGAGCCGCAGAGUACUUCACCGGUGGGACCGUCUAUCAGGCGUUCCUCAGCCCCUACGACUACCAUCGCUGGCGCGCUCCCGUCUCCGGCACUAUCGUGAAGGCCGAGGUGAUCCAAGGCACCUACUGCGCCGUUAUUCCCGACGGAGGUGCAGAGGAGGGCGAUCCGGAUUUCGAGCCAGGUGCCCCGUACGGCGCCCUCAUCCGUUCUCAAGCUUGGCUUACCCAGUCGGCCACUCGUGCAAUCAUUUUCAUCGAGGCUGAUAAUCCAAAGGUUGGUACGGUCGGUUUCAUCGGCGUUGGAAUGGUCGAGGUUUCGACAUGUGUCUUGUCGGUGGAGAGGGGACAGCGGGUCCGGCAGGGCGAGGAGAUUGGGAUGUUCCAGUUCGGUGGAUCCACGCACGUCCUGCUCUUCGCUCCCCAAGUCAACAUCACGUUCGUCGAUGAUGUCGAGAAGGAUGGGGUCCUCAACGUCAACAACCACAUCAAGGUCCGAUCCCUGCUUGCUCAGGUCAAUUGA